AAAUUAUUUAGUUAUAAUUGAACUUGUGAAUUUUCAAAAUGUUUUCCCAAACAUUUGUGGUAGUCACAUGUUGUUUAUUUGCAUUUGUUCUAAGUGAAACGUACAAUCGCAGAUAUCAUUCAAUUAAUGAAAUACUUGCAAGUUAUGAUUUUCAACGGUUAUUUAACAAAUUUGAAGAGUUUACAACAACAGUCGAGCCACAUACUUCAACAGAAACUGAAAGUUAUACGAAUGUAAUCACGCAAAACUAUGGCGGUGAUCUAACCACUGAGGCAAGUGAAUCUACAACUACGAAUUUCGAAGGUUAUUUCGAUUAUUGUCAAAUUUGUGAUAUACCCGGAACGCAUACAGUUUGUAAAUUUCCAAGAUGUGAAGUAUCAGGGAAUUGUACACUAGUGAAGCAAAUACCACUCAACUCUAAGGAAAAACAGUUGAUAGUAAAUUACCAUAAUGAAUUACGAAACAAGGUAGCCCGUGGCUUAGUCGAAAAUCAACCAUCAGCAUCAAAUAUGCAAGAAUUACAAUGGGAUGAAGAACUCGAAUAUAUUUCACAAUGUUGGGCGAAUCAAUGUAAAUUCGAGCAUGAUGAAUGUCGAAAUACUCAAAAUGGUUAUUCUGGACAAAAUAUUGUUUACCAUGGCUCAACCUUACAAUCGCAAACUCUACAAGAAAGCUUAAAAGGUUUAAUUGAUGAUUGGUUCAAUGAAUAUGUGGAUUUACCAAAUGAAUAUAUUAAAUCGCGUCCAUGGAACAAUCCAACAUUUACAAAUCAUUAUACACAAUUAGUUUGGGCUGAAACAAAUCGUAUUGGUUGUGCACGUGUCUACGCUUAUGAAGAUCCAUUUUACACGGUUUAUUUGUAUUGUAAUUAUGGUCCAGGUGGUAAUGAUAUCAAUAAACCGAUAUAUCUAACUGGAUUGCCGGCUACAGAUUGUCAUAAAUAUGGUUUGAAAAAGAGUGCUAAUUAUAAUGGAUUGUGUAAUUAAUUUUAAACAUAUUUAGUAGUUUAAUGUCAAAUUUAAUAUUUUUUUAAUGAAUAUUUUAGAAGUAUUUUUAAAAUUCAGAAUAUAAUGUUCAAAUCUUUGAAAUAGAUAGUUACUUGUUCCGAAA
Messenger RNA from Chrysoperla carnea, 1110 nucleotides. Its product is annotated as venom allergen 5-like. The record is from RefSeq and is a predicted model, not a curated record. The transcript is spliced from 2 exons. Gene Ontology annotation, cellular component: extracellular region. NCBI's taxonomy places the organism in Eukaryota, Metazoa, Arthropoda, Insecta, Neuroptera, Chrysopidae. The coding region runs from base 39 to 986 and encodes 315 amino acids.